AUGGCGUCUACUUCCAACCAGUCCGUUUACCGGGCUACUACCACCGCUCCUGUCAACAUUGCGGUCAUCAAAUACUGGGGCAAGCGUGAUGUUACUCUCAACCUCCCCACCAACUCGUCUCUUUCCGUCACUCUCUCCCAGCGCUCUCUUCGCACCCUGACCACCGCUUCUUGCUCUGCCAAUUACCCCGCUGAGGAUACCCUGAACCUCAAUGGCCAGCCCCAGGAGAUCCAUCCCUCGAGGAUGGCGAUGCUUCCCUCUCCCAAGCUUUCGACUCUGCCCCUACGCAUUGUCUCCGAGAACAACUUCCCCACCGCUGCUGGUCUUGCCAGCUCUGCUGCCGGCUUCGCUGCCCUUGUCCGGGCUGUGGCUGAUCUCUACUCGCUUCCUCAGUCUGCACGGGAGCUGAGCCGUAUUGCGCGACAGGGCUCGGGCUCUGCCUGCAGGUCCCUGAUGGGUGGCUAUGUCGCGUGGCGCACUGGUGAGCUCGCCGAUGGCAGUGACAGUCUGGCCGAGGAAGUUGCCCCCGCCGCUCACUGGCCUGAGAUGCGGGCUCUGAUCCUCGUUGUCAGCGCCGAGAAGAAGGAUGUCCCCAGCACUGAGGGUAUGCAGACUACCGUUCACACCUCCGACCUCUUCGACCACCGUGCCAAGAACGUUGUUCCUGAGCGCAUGGCUGCCAUUGAGGCUGCCAUCCAGGCUCGCGACUUCCACAAGUUCGCCGAGAUUACCAUGCGCGAUUCCAACACUUUCCACGCCACCUGCCUUGACUCGUGGCCUCCUAUUUUCUACAUGAACGAUGUCUCCCGUGCCGCCGUUCGCCUUGUGCACGAUAUCAACCGCGCUGUUGGCCGCACUGUUGCUGCCUACACCUUCGAUGCCGGCCCUAACGCCGUCAUUUACUACGAGGAGAAGGACGAGGCGCUUGUUGCCGGCACCGUCAAGGCUAUCCUCGGUGCCAGCGCCAGUGGCUGGGAGGGUCCCUUCUACGAGAAGCUGGCCAACGUCACUGCCCCUGGUGUCUCUCUGGACCAGAUCGACUCUCGGGUCGUGUCUGGCCUGAAGGAUGGUGUUAGUCGUGUCAUCCUUACUGGUGUCGGAGAGGGCCCCGUCAGCGUUGAGGAUCACCUUGUGACUGAGACUGGCGAGAUGGUCAACAACUAG
Molecule: messenger RNA, 1164 nt
Organism: Penicillium cosmopolitanum
Lineage: Eukaryota; Fungi; Ascomycota; Eurotiomycetes; Eurotiales; Aspergillaceae
Gene: mvd1
Product: diphosphomevalonate decarboxylase MVD1
Exons: 3
Coding region: 1-1164 (387 amino acids)
Biological process (GO): isopentenyl diphosphate biosynthetic process, mevalonate pathway; isoprenoid biosynthetic process
Cellular component (GO): cytosol
Molecular function (GO): ATP binding; diphosphomevalonate decarboxylase activity
Source: RefSeq, a predicted model, not a curated record